AGAGGCUGUUCUACCUAUUUUCAUGUUGUUGGAGAAUUUGAGUAAAUUAUAUUCCUUCAGUUAUAAGUAACUAUAAGCCAAUUCUGACGAGACAUACAAUUUUCAUUAUUAGAUGAAACAUAAUACUUAAAACCACACCUGGAGCAAGUAAACAAAAAGGGACUGAAAAGAGCAUAUUUGUUCUGGCAUUGAAGUCGAUAUAUACUUAAUUCAAUAUUAUUUCCUAAUCUGUCUUGUGAAAAGGACGGCUAAGGUAUCAGAAACUGAACAUUCAUUUGUGCUACCCAACAAGCAUCCAUUGACAUAAGAAGUGGAAAAUGUCUUCCCAGUGUAUUGGUUCUGCCAUUUCUCAUUUUCCUCUUAGGCUCAAAUAAUGUCACACAAAUUCGUCAAACGUCUGUUUGAUUCUUCCCCAUGGCCCUGGCAAGAACCAAAUAUUAAGCAAAAUGGUGUAGUUUUCUCCUAUGUUCUUGGUAUUUUAGCUUUGCUAUGGUUUCUUUCGUUUUUCAUCAAUAAGUCAAAAAAUGGACAACCCCCAUUGCCACCAGGGCCUAAAGCUUUGCCUUUUCUAGGUAAUCUCCAUUCUCUCGAUCCCGAACUUCACACCUGGUUUGCAUCUCUUUCCCAAACUUAUGGCCCCAUUUGUAGACUCUGGCUUGGUAAAAAAGUUGGGGUUAUUAUUACUUCACCUGCCUUAGCUCGCGAGGUGCUUAAGGAUCAAGAUACCAUUUUUGCUAAUAGAGAUGUGCCUGCUGCUUGUAGAGAAUCUUCAUAUGGUGGCAAAGACAUAGUUUGGACUCCUUAUGGACCGAAAUGGCGUAUGUUGAGGAAAGUUUGUGUUCGGGAAAUGCUUAGUGGUUCUACUUUAGAUUCUGUUUAUGCACUAAGGAAAAGGGAGCUUAGACAAUCGAUCAAUUACUUCUAUAAUCAGGCAGGAUUGCCUGUGAAUGUCGGUGAACAGAUGUUCUUGACUGCGCUUAAUGUGAUUACAAGCAUGUUAUGGGGUGGCACGGUGAAGGGUGAGGAAAGAAUUAGUCUUGGAGCUGAGUUUAGGCAUGUUGUCACUGAUAUGACUGAGCUGUUAUGUACUCCAAAUAUUUCCGAUUUUUAUCCGGGAUUGGCCAGGUUUGAUUUGCAGGGUGUAACAAAGAAGAUGAAUGUGUUGGCAAAGAGAUUUGAUAAGAUAUUUGACAGCAUGAUUGAUCAAAGACAGAAAAUGAACAGAAAUGCUGAGACGGGAACUAACGUUGGCCAAGAAAGCAAGGAUUUUUUGCAAGUUUUGCUGAAGUUGAACGAUAAAGCAGAUUCCAAAAUGCCUCUGACUAUGACUGAACUCAAAGCCUUACUUAUGGAUAUGGUUGUUGGUGGAACUGACACAACCUCCAAUGCGGUUGAGUUUGCCAUGGCUGAAAUUAUGAACAAACCAGUCGUCUUGAGGAAAUUACAACAAGAACUGGAUACAGUUGUGGGAAAAGAUAAUAUUGUGGAAGAGUCUCAUAUUCAGCAAUUACCUUAUCUCUAUUCAGUUAUGAAAGAAGUCUUGCGCAUACAUCCAAUUCUUCCACUCUUGGUGCCACAUUGUCCUAGUGAAACAUGCACUGUGGGAGGAUACACUGUUCCUAAAGGAUCUCGUGUUUUCGUAAAUGUAUGGGCUAUACAGAGAGAUCCUUCUAUCUGGAAAAAUCCAACUGAGUUCCAUCCUGAGAGAUUUUUGGACAAUAAAUGGGAUUAUAGUGGAAAUGAUUUCAACUAUUUUCCAUUUGGUUCUGGCCGACGAAUCUGUGCAGGGAUAGUCAUGGCAGAGAGGAUGUUCAUGUAUUCACUGGCUUCACUAAUUCAUUCUUUCAACUGGACGUUGCCCAAAGGAGGAGCAUUAGACCUUACAGAGAAGUUUGGCAUUGUUCUGAAGAAGAAAAUGCCUCUGGUAGUUAUACCUACUCCAAGAUUGUCCAAUCCAACACUGUAUGAGUAAGAUAAAAGAUUUUGCUCUAUCCUGGCAAUGAUCUUAUGAACAACUCAAAUUUUCACUGUUCCAUGUGAAAUGGCUAAUUUUCAGACUACUUAAAUAUUGUAUACUGAAUCGAAUUUGGAAUAAUACUGCAUGCAUUACUUUAUUGUCGAGAUUAUGCUUCUGUUUUUGUAUGAUGAAACUA
Molecule: messenger RNA, 2153 nt
Organism: Capsicum annuum
Lineage: Eukaryota; Viridiplantae; Streptophyta; Magnoliopsida; Solanales; Solanaceae
Product: flavonoid 3'-monooxygenase CYP75B137
Exons: 2
Coding region: 374-1972 (532 amino acids)
Molecular function (GO): monooxygenase activity; iron ion binding; heme binding
Source: RefSeq, a predicted model, not a curated record